This is a messenger RNA of Eubalaena glacialis (North Atlantic right whale), 1710 nucleotides long. It is a transcript of the gene ADRA1D, whose product is annotated as adrenoceptor alpha 1D. The transcript is spliced from 2 exons. The record is from RefSeq and is a predicted model, not a curated record. NCBI's taxonomy places the organism in Eukaryota, Metazoa, Chordata, Mammalia, Artiodactyla, Balaenidae. Gene Ontology annotation, biological process: phospholipase C-activating G protein-coupled receptor signaling pathway; adenylate cyclase-activating adrenergic receptor signaling pathway; cell-cell signaling. Gene Ontology annotation, molecular function: alpha1-adrenergic receptor activity. The coding region runs from base 1 to 1710 and encodes 569 amino acids. Gene Ontology annotation, cellular component: membrane.
AUGACUUUCCGCUAUCUCCUGAACGUCAGUUUCGAGGGACCCUGCUCCGACAGCAGUGCCGGGAGCUCCAGCGCGGGCGGUGGCGGGGGUGGCGCGGGCGGCGCGGCUGCCUCGGAGGGCCGGGCGGUGGACGGCGUGCGGGUGACCGCAGGCGGUGGCAGCGGCGGCGGCGUGGUGGGCGCGGGCAGCGGCGAGGACAACCGGAGCUCCGCUGGGGAGCCCGGGGUCACCGGCGCCGGCGGCGAGGUGAACGGCACGGCGGCCGUCGGGGGGCUGGUGGUGAGUGCGCAGGGCGUGGGCGUGGGCGUCUUCCUGGCCGCCUUCAUCCUCACGGCCGUGGCGGGCAACCUGAUGGUCAUCCUCUCCGUGGCCUGCAACCGCCACCUGCAGACGGUCACAAACUAUUUCAUUGUGAACCUGGCCGUGGCCGACCUGCUGCUGAGCGCCACGGUGCUCCCCUUCUCGGCCACCAUGGAGGUUCUGGGCUUCUGGGCCUUCGGCCGGGCCUUCUGCGACGUGUGGGCCGCCGUGGAUGUGCUGUGCUGCACGGCCUCCAUCCUCAGCCUCUGCACAAUCUCGGUGGACCGGUAUGUGGGCGUGCGCCACUCACUCAAGUACCCAGCCAUCAUGACCGAGCGCAAGGCGGCCGCCAUCCUGGCGCUGCUCUGGGCCGUAGCCCUCGUGGUGUCUGUGGGGCCGCUGCUGGGCUGGAAGGAGCCGGUGCCCCCUGACGAGCGCUUCUGUGGCAUCACGGAGGAGGCGGGAUACGCUGUUUUCUCCUCCCUGUGCUCUUUCUACCUGCCUAUGGCCGUCAUUGUGGUCAUGUACUGCCGCGUGUAUGUGGUAGCGCGAAGCACCACGCGCAGCCUGGAGGCGGGAGUCAAGCGCGAGCGGGGCAAGGCCUCAGAGGUGGUGCUGCGCAUCCAUUGUCGCGGCGCAAGCACUGGCUCAGACGGAGCCCACGGUGGGAUGCGCAGCGCCAAGGGCCACACCUUCCGCAGCUCACUGUCGGUGCGUCUGCUCAAGUUCUCCCGUGAGAAGAAGGCAGCCAAGACGCUGGCCAUCGUCGUGGGCGUCUUCGUGCUCUGCUGGUUCCCCUUUUUCUUCGUCCUGCCACUGGGCUCCCUUUUCCCACAGCUGAAGCCCUCAGAGGGCGUCUUCAAGGUUAUCUUCUGGCUGGGCUACUUCAACAGUUGCGUGAACCCGCUCAUCUACCCUUGCUCCAGCCGGGAGUUCAAGCGGGCCUUCCUCCGCCUCCUGCGCUGCCAAUGCCAUCGUAGUCGCCAGCACCACCGCCCCCUCUGGAGCAUCUACGGUCACCACUGGCAAGCCUCGAAUGGCGGCCCGCGCCCUGACUACGCUCCUGGCCCAGGCGCCGCACCCUCCGGGGCCCUGCUGGCCCUCACCGCGCCCUCAGCCCCCAGCUCCCCAGGCACACCCAAGGCGCAGGCUCCGGUCGUCGGCCGUCGAAAGCCGCCCUGCGCCUUUCGCAAGUGGAGGCUUCUCGUGCCGUUCCAGAGACCCACCACCCAGCUGCAUGCCAAGGUCUGCAGCCUGUCGCAAAAGAGGCACGCCAGAGAGGCUGCGUGCGCCCUGCACUUGGAGGUGGAAGCUGUGUCCUUAGGCGUCCCCAGUGAUGCAGCUGAGGGCACCACCUGCCAGGCCUACGAAUUGGCAAACUCUAGCCAUCUCCGGGAGACUGAUAUUUAA